CCUCGGCUCCCCCUCCGUACAGCCCGGUUACCUCGGUGGUUUUUGAUGUAUUUCUUUACGUUGAAAGCGUGCUCUUUUAGAAACUGCUCGGCACGGCGGUGUUUGGCCCGCGGGAUGGGACCUCCGCCUCCGGGCCGUGUCUGCGCCUUGCUGCAGUUGCUGCUGUUACCUUCGUUGGAACCCGGCAGGCACCGCUCGUCCCGAUGAACCAACGCCGGGGCUGUAGCUCAGCCUGUUGUGUUUUCUGAGCAUAUGUUCUGCCGUGCUUCACCACGGCGGUGACCUCGAAGUGGAAAAUACUGCCUAUUGUCAUUUAAUCGCUUAUUUAUUUCCUUAACAAACUUGGGCUUCUACACUAGUGAUACAGUGGGGUACUGUGGACCUCUGUAACAUCAGGAGACAGCUUUUCUGGUGCUGGUUUAGCUUGGCUGCAGUGAGCUCUUGGCAGCACCGAACUCCUGAGGUCAGACUGGAGCUGGCUUAGGUUCACAGCUGCUACCUGGUGCCAGAUUCACCUGUUAAGAGUUUAUCAGCUUAUUACAGCUGACUUCUGUUGUAGAAUGGUUACUUAUUUACCAGCACAGCCAUUUUCUAGAUAUAGUAGUUACUGGACAAGUGCUUGUAUAAUUAAUGAGACGAGCAGUGGCUGACUCUCUAGCUCAGGAAUGCAGUGUUGUCAUUGAAUACACUGCGUUACUUCGUUCCAUCUAAAUGAAAGCUUGCUUUUAGAAACAAAUAAAUUAGACCCUUGAAGUCUGUACAAACAAUGUCAAACUAAUGAAUUUUAAAACAUAGUUGUGGCAGAUAUGCUAUAUUAUGUGCUUUCAUCUCGUCUACAGUAUUGCUAAUUACAGGAGGGUAAGCUCACUUGGCCUGCUAUUGCUGCAAGCUUUCAGAAACCCAGCACGGUUACACUUGGAAUUUUAACCUGUCUUUUAGCCUGUAAUUUGCUUACACUGUUUGGCCCUCCGGUGAUGAAUGUGUGUGUACGUGCAUACAUUUGCUACCAAAGCUCUGGACAGGAAAACAUUUCCCACCUUCCUCCUGCCUUUUAUUUUUCCUUGGGAAACAGUUUUUCUUGUUCCUUGCUGAACUGCUGCUAGGUUUGGAUCUCCCUUCCUUGGCGUUUCCUGUCUCUGGCAGCCACCUCCUGCCUUCCUUCUACUGGCGCUCAUGUGCAGUCUGCUUUCCCCGCAGCAAAUUGGGGCAUUUGGUGCCUUACUGGGCAGGGGGCUGUGCAGGAGCCCCACACUGACUGCCUGGCUGUCCUGCCUGUGUGUGCUCACAGGAGUUACAGGAGCUGUGUAACAGUGCCUGGGAAAAGCAGUCUGUUUCUUCCUCUGCUUCUGUGAGCGCAAGCAAAUGCAGUUAAAAGCGUCUUUGAAGGUUAUGUUUAUCUUGCACUUUAUCUAAUGUUUAUUGUUUGUAAAGAACGUUUCCUUUUUGUAAUAGUUCAUUUGAAGGGAACUACAGCCCAGCACUGGACUUAGGAAAAAACAAUGGUUGCAAACAUAAGAAGUCUCUGGUUUUUGUAUUUCUAUUAGCUCCACGUAUAUAGGAGAAAAUUAUGAGGACACUGCUAUGGAUUUUUUUUUUUCCCGACCAUGAAUGAAAACUUAAAGUUCAGCAAAGUGGAAGUGGUGUUCCCAGAAUUGACAAUAACUUUAUUAGUGUACACACUUAAUUAGUAUGACAAAUACAUUUAACUCUCAGAAAAUAAUGUAUGUAGUCAGUGAAAGCAGAUUUGUUGUUUGGCUUGGCUGUGUUAUUGGCAUGCUUUAGUUUUGGUGUCUGGAACAUCACUUACAAAGGUGAAAUGUGCAAAUGAGGAGAACCUCGGCGUGCCACGGUGACUCCAUGGAAAAGCUGGAAAAUUAAGGACAUGCAUCAAUUUGAGGAAGAAUUGACUUGCUCCAUUUGCUAUAGCCUGUUUGAAGACCCACGCGUCCUCCCUUGUUCCCAUACCUUCUGCAGGAACUGUCUGGAAGGUGUUAUUCAGCUGUCAAGCAACUUUUCCAUUUGGAGACCCUUGAGAGUUCCUCUGAAGUGCCCAAACUGCAGGACUGUUGUUGAGAUUCCUGCCUCGGGCACCGAGUCGCUGCCCACCAACUUUGCCCUGAAGGCCAUCAUUGAGAAGUACCGCCAGGAGGAUCACUCUGAUGUGGCGACCUGCAGUGAGCACUACAGGCAGCCCCUGAACGUCUACUGCCUUUUGGAUAAAAAGCUAGUGUGUGGCCAUUGCCUUACGAUAGGAAAACACAACGGUCAUCCCAUAGAUGACCUUCACAGUGCCUACCUAAAAGAGAAGGAGUCUUCUGGGAAAAUUCUCGAGCAGUUAACUGAUAAACACUGGUCUAAUGUAUGCUUGCUUAUUGAAAAGCUAAAAGAACAGAAGUCUCAGUGUGAAAGCAUUGUUCAAGAUGAUAAAAAGGUAGUGGUACAGUACUUUAAGAAGCUUAGUGAGACACUGGAACAUAAAAAACAAGUUCUGCUGGCUGCACUGGAUGAAAUCAACAGACAAAUUUCAGAAGAAUAUGAACCUCACAUUGAGAAGUUGAAAAAAAUAAGGGAAGAACAGCUGGAAUUAAUGUCACUGAAUACUUCUAUUCAGAAAGAAGAGUCUCCACUUGUUUUUCUUGAGAAGGUGGACAAUGUGCAUCAACGUAUAAAAGCUCUGAAAGAGAAGGAACUGCCGGAUGUUAAACCUGUGGAGAUUUACCCAAGGGUUGGGCACCUGUUGAAGGAUGUGUGGUCUAAAACUGAAAUUGGUCAGAUCAACAAGAUCCUGACUCCGAAAAUAAAACUGGUUCCAAAAAGGAAAGCACACAGCAGGAGCAGUGAAAAGGAAAGAGGAAAACCUGAAGAACUUCUCCAAGCUGCAAAUCCUCUCUCAGUCACCUUUAUUUUCACAGUAAUAAUAGUGAUAGCCGUGCUUUCAUUUCACAAACCACUGUCAUCGGUUGUCAUUGAAUCCAUUCCCACUUAUAUUUCAGAUUUCUUGUUCUUUACUUAUCAAGAUUUCUGCACCUGUUGGCAGAACACAGUGGAUGUGGUGUGCCAUAAAUUGCAUUUACUGGCAGAGUUUUUAGGGAGAAUUAUUCCUACUUGACUGUUUCAGCUUUAAUGUCAGAAACACCAUGAUGUCUUUGAAGUUUCAAUUGAAAAGCCAAAUUGUUAGAACUGUGCUUUUUCUUUCUUUUUCCAUAUCCUUCCUUUUUCGGUAUAGCUUUCCUCUCAGUUAACUGUUAGGCAAAGGAGAAGGUUUACAAUGAAAAGUUUUUUUCAUCUGCUUACGCAGUAAGGGAAGUUAGCAGGUGUUGAAACUGGAAGCCAUCAGAAACAAUGCGUGUGUAAGAAAGCUGCAAUCAGCUUACAAUCUGUAAUCUGGAAGAGAGCAAUCUCCAGUUUGUAGUAACUUCUUGAACAUCUACUUUUUAAAAAAAUAAUGGUAACAUAAAUGGAAAUAUUUUUUUAAUAAAAGCAGUACAACAUGAAUGGUUUUUAGAAGCACCUGACCACUCACUGGCUGCUCCUAGACAAGUCAGUCACUUGGUCUGGUGUACAUAGAGCUCUUCUGCUGCGUUUUAUUGAUCUCUUUUUAAUUGAUAUAGCUGUAGUCUUUAAGUCAUGUGUUAAUGGAUCUGGAUUUCAUUUUGUGUGUUCUUGGCUGCUGGUGACACGAUCCUGUUUACAGAGUAUCUGUAGUACCUGUGGUAAAAUACUGCACACAGCUUUUAGUGCCAGCUGUGCACAAAUCAGGUAUUGAUUCUAGCAGGGAAUUUUCAGUGCUCAUAAUGAUCCUUGACUUUCUGCUGAAAGAUUUAGUGUGUAGUGAAAAUAGAUACAUACUGCAAUAAGUACCAAAACUCCCUUCAAAAUCAGCGAUGUAAGGAUUUCAGAUGUUAUCAAGAGUCCUUAAACAACUUGAAAAUGAGUGUAAAUCUAUUUCUAGCUUUUCAGCACAAAUGAUGGAGGCUUUAACUUGACGUAGAAGCCAUAGCAUUUUGUUCUGCAGUCAAGUAAUUGGUAACAUGCUUCUCUUCCUAUGAUGAGGUACUAAACUGCACUCAAUAGAAAAACUCACAAUGAAAGCAGAUUUUGACCUGCAGUUAUUAACAGAUUGAUUACAGGCUGGAAGAAUUGUUAAGCGUUGCAGUUAGAACAGCAGAACACAGAUAAGUUUACAAAAAAGAAUAUCUGUCUAAUUUUGACUCGGUGCAAAUAAUAGUAUAUUCUAGCAUAGCAGCAUUCCUUGGGUGCUUUGUUAUUUAAAGAUACUCAAGUUGCUGAACUAGUGAGUAACUGUGAGGCCAGCCUUUCACAACUUGGUGUUUUAAAACCCUUGCGCAAACCCAGGGCUGCCUGCUCUACCAGCAGGUGCUGCCGGGGGGUCCUGCAGAACAGCAAUUGCUGCCACUGAUGUCAGUGAGGGCUGAGAGCAAGGCUGAUGCUCACGUGUGAUGCUGAUGUAUUCCUUAAGCCGAAAUAAAGUCCUAAGCUUAUUGGUAUCCUCGUAUUAUGGUAUUGAUAAAACAUUAAGUCUAACCAAGUGGCAGCUGUGCAGCACCCUUCUCCGCAGCUUGGUGGUUCACGUUGCUCAGAUUUGACUGAAAUGUCAAUGAUAAGCAAUACUUCACAGGAGCAGGCCUCUGCCCUGCUUGUCUAUGGUUUGUACUUCUAGCAUGAACAGUGGCAAACCCCACUGAUGCUGCUGGUUGGAUCGUGAAAUCCUGUGUAGGCGUAGCCUAGGACUGGGUAGGUGCCCAAUAAAACUGGAAGUGGGCUCUCUGUCUUUCUCUCAAGCCCUGCUGGAUGGCUGCCGUCUGGCACGUUAAGUCUCACAACCUGGUGCUAUGUCUGCUACCACACAAAUCUGCUUUUUUUGAUCUGCUUUUUUUAUUUUCAUGACUUUUACAAAUAUUAUGGAAAAUUUAUAAUGCAAUUUUAUUUUUCCAGAUUAUGUGAAUUUAUAAGAUGUCUUUAUCACUGAUUGAUAGAAACAUUUAGUACUCGUACCUAUUGGUGUACUAUAUAUUUUAAUAAAUUUGCAUAUUCUUACAUUA
Molecule: messenger RNA, 5063 nt
Organism: Meleagris gallopavo (turkey)
Lineage: Eukaryota; Metazoa; Chordata; Aves; Galliformes; Phasianidae
Source: RefSeq, a predicted model, not a curated record